GACCAGCUGACUGGUGGGUAGGCGGAGGCAGGCAAACAAUCGGGCUGGACUGGGGGCUGCUGCUGUUUUACUCCGACAGACCGUCAACCUGAACGGACUGGACCUUGACGCGAACCGCUGUUACCGAGCUCCAGGGAACAACCAGCCUCUGGGGGUUUAAUCCAACAAGCUACACCCAACCUAACCUUGAUUACAGCAACAGCGAACUGUUCUUUGUACAGCCCUGGAGGUUAUCAAAUUAAAUCAGAGCCCCGUAACCACUUGAAUUAAGUGACAUUUAAUAUGUCCAUAUUACCGUUCACUCCUCCGAUUGUGAAGAGGCUACUGGGCUGGAAGAAAGGAGAACAAAACGGACAGGAGGAGAAAUGGUGCGAAAAGGCUGUCAAAAGUCUCGUAAAGAAGCUGAAGAGGACGGGACAGUUGGAGGAAUUGGAAAAGGCCAUCACAACACAGAAUAUCAACACAAAAUGCUUAACCAUACCCAGGUCUUUAGAUGGACGUCUGCAGGUCUCGCACAGAAAAGGUCUACCUCAUGUGAUCUACUGUCGCCUAUGGCGCUGGCCGGACUUGCAGUCUCAUCAUGAGCUGAGGGCGGUAGAUCACUGUGAAUUUGCCUUUCAUACCAAGAAGGAUGAAGUGUGUGUCAACCCCUACCACUACCAGAGGAUAGAGACGCCAAUUUUACCGCCUGUUCUAGUCCCACGCCACACAGAUAUAUCUGCUGAGUUUCCACCGCUGGAUGACUACAGCCCAUCAAUACCUGAAAAUACCAAUUUCCCUUCUGGCAUUGAGCCUCAGAGCAACUAUAUUCCUGAAACUCCCCCUCCAGGGUAUCUGAGUGAGGAUGGUGAGACAAAUGAUCACCAACUCAACCACAACAUGGAAACAAGUUCACCCAGCCUUUCACCCAACCCUGUUUCACCCACGAACAAUAAUUCUGACCCACAGCCUGUGAUGUAUUGCGAAUCGGCCUUCUGGUGCUCCAUCUCUUACUAUGAGCUGAACCAGCGUGUUGGGGAGACCUUCCAUGCAUCCCAGCCCUCCCUCACAGUAGAUGGAUUCACUGACCCCUCGAAUUCUGAGCGCUUCUGUCUGGGGCUGCUGUCCAACGUCAACCGGAACUCAGCCGUAGAGCUCACUCGCCGACACAUAGGACGUGGCGUGAGGUUAUAUUACAUUGGGGGAGAAGUGUUUGCAGAGUGUCUUAGUGACAGUGCCAUCUUUGUUCAAAGUCCUAACUGCAACCAGCGAUAUGGGUGGCAUCCUGCCACAGUGUGCAAAAUACCUCCAGGAUGCAACCUGAAGAUUUUUAACAACCAAGAAUUUGCUGCCCUCCUGGCUCAGUCGGUCAAUCAGGGCUUUGAGGCUGUUUACCAGCUCACCAGGAUGUGCACCAUUCGCAUGAGCUUUGUCAAGGGUUGGGGAGCUGAGUAUAGACGUCAGACGGUGACCAGCACCCCCUGCUGGAUAGAGCUGCACCUUAACGGUCCUUUACAAUGGCUGGACAAGGUCCUCACCCAGAUGGGCUCUCCCAGCAUCCACUGCUCCAGUGUCUCUUAGGAAAACUAGUCCCAGAUAUGCAACUGAGUGCAAGUCACAUAGGAAAAGUCAAGGUUUUGUCUGAUGAAACAAGAAGCAUCAUUCAUUUCAUGCAGGGGGACUUCACUUAAUCAGAAUAUCAAUGAAAAUUUUAUUUUCAGUAAGUCAAUCUAAGAACUAUAGAUACACCACUACAGACAGAGUGAUAGGUACCCAGUAUUUAUUUCUGUUGUUUUUGGUGAAUAUGAUUGACGGCAAAUGAAAACACAAGAUUCAGUUUCCUGGAAUAUUAGUACUGCAUAAAACCACUAAAAGUUAUUUUUAAAGCAGAAAUGUUGGCCAUCUGAAAAUAAUUUCAAUAUGUCGUACAUUAUAUGCACUUGGUACAAGCUGAUUUUGGAUUAUUUACUGCAUCAAUGUAUGCUCAUAAUUUUCCUGAGGGGUCAAGAAUGCACAGGUUGCUUCAGGUUGUCCGCAUGGCUGUUUCUGAUCAGUACUUUGUAGCUUCUCUAUGGAGUUCAGAUCUGGUAAGUUUGCCAUCCUGUCAGGCAUAGGAAAACUAUUGCCAAUAAAGCAAUUAUUGGCAGUAUGGGCAGGUGUGGAAUCAGCAUCUCCAUAAAGCUUGUCAGCAGAAGGAAGCAUGAGUUUUUCUAAAACUUCCUGGUAGAUGGCUUCACUGAUGUUGGACUUGUUAAAACACAGAGUAUUGACACCAGUAAAUGACAUUGCACCUCUUUUGGCUAACACUCCUAACGGAGAAAGUUGUACUGGUGUUUACAACUAACAACUUUACCACGACUGUGUAGGUCUAACAUAAUAUUUUUCCUAAAAGAAAACAUGUCUUAUUCAAAUAUUCAUAGAAACUGAAUUUCAGGGGUGGUUCAGUUGCAAUACUCAAUUAUUAAAAUGAACAGAAAUAAAUGCCUUAAAAUGACUUAGAGCAAUAUCAAUGAUAUUCUAAUUUUAGAUGCACCUGUAUCUGAAAGACCUCUCUCCUGUCCAAAAGAGAUUUAAAUCAAUUUAAAAUGCUUUAUUUUGCUUCAUUCAUUGUAUGGAUUCAUUCUUUACAGACAUUUAAAAUGUGUGUUCCCCAAGUUUAGAUUGAUACAGGUUUAGCUUGGCCAAUUGUUUUUUUCAGUGAUUUAAUCAAGAUUAAUUGUGUGUCCAUUAUUUAUGAGACUCAAUCUCACACACUUAACAGAAAGGGGAAUUAAAUGAUACAUGAAAUAACUUGAAAAGUAUUCAGUUGCGCUUUCAUGUAAUCUGUCUUUUAAGUACACACUACUUCCCAAAUAGGGAUUUAUUUAUAUAAAUUAUCUAAUUUAUGAUUUAAUUGGUAUUUUGUCUACACUAAGGGAAAACAAAGCACUAUUGUUUCUGUAAAAAAAAAGGUAUGAAGUAUUUUCAUCUCUGAAAGAGAUAUAGAAAUUAUUUUUGCAUAUUGUCUGGCAUGGGAAUCUAUUUUUAUCAUUUCCUAAAUAUGACUGUAUAUAAGCGAUUGGAGCUCGUAAUUUCAUGUAGGCGAAAAGCUUGAAAUAGUGCACACCAUGGACCUUUGCUGUAGGGUUGACUGAUAAGACUUUAAUAACCCCAAACUUGAGUUGCAUAAAGUGUGCUUCUAACCAGCGUGAGCUGGUUGUACACAUCUGGAACAGAUUUCUGUAUCAAGAAAUGCUACUUUGAUUUAUUUUACCAACAGGUAACGUUUUGAUUCACUGUCCUUGUGAGUAAAUGAUGUACUUCCAGUUUACUGUUCAUCACUUUAACAUUGUUAUGAUUGCUUGCCCAAAAACACUGUAUACCAUAUAUACAAUGUUAUAAUAUAAGGCAUGUGUCUUUGAUCACUGUCUCUGAUGCAUUGUUCAUCCUGCACUUACAGUACAUAGAACUAUGUUACCAUGUGAUCUAUAACGCCAACAUGGUAGUCGCCUAAACACUGUGUACUAUAGUGCAUUAUGUCGUUUGUAGACUUCUGUGUUCCCUUUAUUUUUGUAGUGGCUUUUCUGGGCCAAGUCUUACGUACAUGUAGCCUUUUUGCUUUUGGUCAAAUGACUGAAACAAAUUGUUUUAAAUGUGAAAUUUUAUUAAAAAGCAACAGACAAGUC
Messenger RNA from Xiphophorus couchianus (Monterrey platyfish), 3644 nucleotides. It is a transcript of the gene smad3b, whose product is annotated as SMAD family member 3b. The transcript is spliced from 9 exons. Gene Ontology annotation, biological process: positive regulation of transcription by RNA polymerase II; activin receptor signaling pathway; cell differentiation. The coding region runs from base 283 to 1560 and encodes 425 amino acids. Gene Ontology annotation, molecular function: RNA polymerase II cis-regulatory region sequence-specific DNA binding; DNA-binding transcription factor activity, RNA polymerase II-specific; I-SMAD binding. NCBI's taxonomy places the organism in Eukaryota, Metazoa, Chordata, Actinopteri, Cyprinodontiformes, Poeciliidae. Gene Ontology annotation, cellular component: heteromeric SMAD protein complex. The record is from RefSeq and is a predicted model, not a curated record.